Molecule: messenger RNA, 4069 nt
Organism: Diprion similis
Lineage: Eukaryota; Metazoa; Arthropoda; Insecta; Hymenoptera; Diprionidae
Gene: rdx
Product: protein roadkill
Exons: 9
Coding region: 453-1688 (411 amino acids)
Biological process (GO): regulation of proteolysis; proteasome-mediated ubiquitin-dependent protein catabolic process
Cellular component (GO): cytoplasm; nucleus
Molecular function (GO): ubiquitin protein ligase binding
Source: RefSeq, a predicted model, not a curated record
GCCAGUUUCAGUCGAGCCAGCGCAGUGACCGGAGUUGGUAGACAAGUCUUAGUUGCUCUCGCAUCCGAGCCGCUUAGCGCCCACCGAUCGUCGUUGUUCAAUGAUAUGGUGACCAAAGUGCCGGAAUGAGGAGGAGGACCAGCUACAGCCAGGCGGGCAGGCAGGCGAUAAUAAAGAGAGGCGUUGCGUUGCAAAGGACGUGGGUUGACAGUGAGAUAUAAGAAUAAUAGUAACAGUAAUAAUAGUAAGAAGAAGAGAAGUAGCACGGAUAAUAAAGGUGGUGCAGGUUUUUCAAAAUAAUAUUAUAUCUAAAGAAGAUACGGACGUUUAGUUGAAAACAAGAAGAAUACCGUGUUUUUAUAUGUCGUGUGUAUGUGGCAAGAAGUGAGAUAUCGUUGGUCACAAUACUGGAUACCUUACCGACGUCUAUAUCUGGAUUAUCUCAUGUCAGGAUGGCCCUGGCACGGAUCCCGGUGGUGAGUGACUGCGCACCGCAGACGUCGCGGGUCACCUCGAACUUGCACAGCAGCAGUAGCAUGGCGGUGAGCCGGGUCCCGAGCCCUCCGCCGCCCGAAGUCAACACCCCCGUCGCUGAGAACUGGUGCUACACGCAGGUCUUGUGUGCACAGGUGAAGGUGGUCAAGUUCAGCUACAUGUGGACAAUAAACAACUUCAGCUUCUGCCGAGAGGAAAUGGGUGAAGUCCUCAAGUCGUCUACUUUCUCGGCAGGGGCAAACGACAAACUUAAAUGGUGCCUGAGAGUGAAUCCUAAGGGUUUGGACGAGGAAAGUAAAGACUACCUCUCUUUAUAUCUACUGCUCGUCUCGUGCAACAAAUCUGAAGUCAGAGCAAAGUUCAAAUUUUCUAUUCUUAAUGCCAAAAGGGAAGAAACCAAAGCUAUGGAGAGCCAGCGAGCCUAUAGGUUUGUGCAAGGAAAGGACUGGGGGUUCAAAAAAUUCAUACGAAGAGAUUUCCUACUAGAUGAAGCAAAUGGACUUUUGCCCGAUGACAAACUCACGAUAUUCUGUGAGGUAUAUACCUUUGUAAGUGUCGUUGCUGAUAGCGUAAACAUCUCUGGACAGAGUAAUACGAUACAAUUCAAAGUUCCCGAGUGCCGGUUACCCGACGAUCUUGGACUACUAUUUGAAAACCAAAAAUUCAGUGAUGUUACUCUUACCGUUUGCGGUAGAGAAUUCCAGGCACAUAAAGCGAUACUUGCUGCUCGAAGUCCUGUAUUUUCGGCAAUGUUUGAGCAUGAAAUGGAGGAACGAAAACAAAACAGAGUCGAUAUAACGGAUGUUGAUCACGAAGUCUUGAGAGAAAUGUUACGCUUUAUAUACACGGGGAAAGCGGCAAAUUUAGAAAAAAUGGCUGAUGAUUUACUCGCAGCUGCAGAUAAAUAUGCACUUGAAAGGCUCAAAGUAAUGUGCGAAGAGGCGCUAUGUACAAGUUUAGCUAUUGAGAAUGCGGCGGAUAUUCUUAUCCUUGCUGAUCUUCAUAGCGCUGAUCAACUCAAAGCCCAAGCCAUAGAUUUUAUUAACACACAUGCAACAGACGUGAUGGAUACGGCAGGAUGGAAAUCAAUGAUUCACUCUCAUCCACACCUCAUAGCAGAAGCUUUCCGUGCUCUAGCGACCCAACAGAUCCCACCAAUCGGUCCGCCUAGGAAACGAAUGAAGCAAAGCUGAAAGCAGACGCCCUUAGCCCCGGGGAUAACGACGACGUCGCCCCCUCCUCUAUUACAUCCCUCUUGACUCUGUGUACAGUGAUGAAAAAGAAAGGACAGAAGAUAAGAUUAGUGGUGAAUGAUAAAGUCAAUGUUUCCUAGUGCGUUCCCCACCACUGUCACCACCACCUGGUCCAGAGUCCAGAUACUGAAUCUGGAAAUAGCUAAUGACUAACUUGUCACAUCGAUGAGCUGACAUAACAUAAACAUCGUACAGAUGAGCCAGAUGCCAGUUUCAAGCGAUACAAUAUGGCUAAGGCGCAUUCCACCAAACCAGACUCUUGUGUUCAGUGAGUGCUGUCCGUGGUAGAGAUAUUGUGACUGGUAGCCACUCGUCGCUUGCUCACCAUAAAAACAUAAAAACAAACAACAAUUAAAGAAAAACCCACCCAAUUGAGGAUUUGUUGAUAACUUUCAUGCAGCAAAGUGUAUAUUUUGUCCAUUUGGUGACGAGGAAGGAUGAAGAGAUGAAUAGUAUAUUGUAAAGGAAUAAUGAAGAUAUCGCGUGUGUUCUAAUUUUCUCCUUUGUCAACCUCGUUGAUAUCAGAUCGUCGUGUGUUGGCAAAUACAGUUUUGAUAGAAACAUUGAUUUUGGCGUACGAUGUAACAGAUUUGUAGUGAAUAGACUUUAACCGAUGGACCAGGACGUUAAAAUACUUGUGUGUUGGCACGAAACGAAGUAUAUAAUGAGGAAAAAAUAUAAAUAAUUGAUGAAAGCAAAAAAAUUGAAUUAAUAAAUAAAAAAAAGUUGUGAUAGACGUCAGCCAGACGACUAAGUAUAAAUUUUGUUCCUUUGUCAACGGAUCAAACGUUACCCCCGAUGUGGGGUUAGAUACUUUGUUUAUUACCUAUAGUGAUUUAUAAUUAUAAAAAUGUGAAAAUUCUUCCAUCAAUGGAGAAAUGAUUCUAGUUAGUGUUUUUUAUGAUCUCUUUCUCUCAAUAUAAUUAUGUAUAACUAUUAACUAUUAAUUAUCAAUAUGAUUUCUGAUAACUUGCUGUACAUGCAAAUCUGUGACCCUUACCCUCCCCUCCCCUCCUGUAUUUUUGUAUAUUUUUUUGUCUGCAGAUACCCACCCUCCCAAGCUGUGACACAGUUUGGGAUUUUUGUUCCCUCAUCGUCUAUAAAACGUAUUAUACAAAUGGUAGACAAGAAAAAAAAAAGAACGAACAAUUUUUGUUGAUUAAAAAAAUAAAAAGUUAAUUAAGUGUAUUAAAUUUUAGGGUUGUCCAUAAUUUAUGAGAAUUUUGUGUUGAUUAUAUAAAUAAUUAAGAAAUGAAGAAAAACGUAUAAAAAAAGAAAACGCGAAAAGGUGUCUAUCAUUUUUCGCAUGUUUUGCUCACGCGUACACGAUGCUGGAAAUUAAUGUGUAUGCAGGUAUGAGUUACGCAUUCAGAAGAACGAAAACCAAACAAAAGGGAAAAAAGUAAAAUGUUGCAAAUUGCAUUUUGAAAUGGUUAAACGUUAUUAGCGAUAAUAAGUGGAGAUAAAAAAAAAAUAAAGUUAUAAAAAUUAUUUAACAAAAAGUAAUGAUAAUAAAUUAGAAAAAGAAACACACACAUUGUAUAAAUAAAGUUUAGUCAAUUAUAGUAUGAUGAAAUAUUAAUCGUUUUGUGUAACUAAUUAAUAUAAUUGUCAAAUUGAUGAAAAUUGUGUGGUGAAAUGAACUGAAUUAUGGGCAACCAGAGACGAUGAUCAUUCUGUAUAGUAUGUACUGAUACUGAUACUAUACUAACACUACCACUGCUACUGCUACUGCUACUGCUACAACACUAUACAACACUACUACUACUACUACUACUGUUACAACUACUAUUACUGCUACUACUACUACUACUACUACUACUACUACUACUACUACUACUACUAUACUACUACUACUACUACUACUACUACUACUACCACCACUACUACUACUACUACUACCACCACUACUACUACUACUACUGCUAUACUGGCUUCCCGAUCCUCCUACUAGCUAGAUAGUAUCGCCAACUUAAAUAUAAAAAUACCUUAUACCAUUACAUUAAUGAUGUCGAAUAUUAAUGCCAUACAUGUUCUGUGAUAAGACCAUUAUAUUACUGCAACAAAAAAACAUUACAUCUCUAAUCUAUCCUUUUUUCCCUCUUUCCCUCCUGUAUUGAAAAAUAUCCUUCUCUACGCAGAUCUUAACUCGUACUCCGAAGAACCUGUCCUUCCGAUUCCGCAUACCAAUCCCAUACAGCCAGUUGAGAAGUUAUAUUGGCUUUGGCAGCGGAUAUUGCCCACAUGGUCCUGGAGGUAGUCCAGAUAUGGUCCAAUUUUUAACUUGUUGUACAUAAAGAUUGUAUAAAACUAAGACAAAA